Molecule: messenger RNA, 2857 nt
Organism: Exophiala dermatitidis NIH/UT8656
Lineage: Eukaryota; Fungi; Ascomycota; Eurotiomycetes; Chaetothyriales; Herpotrichiellaceae
Exons: 3
Coding region: 708-2261 (517 amino acids)
Biological process (GO): transmembrane transport
Molecular function (GO): transmembrane transporter activity
Source: RefSeq, a predicted model, not a curated record
CUGCAAUCCCAUACUCCGUAUACCAUGCCCUUCCAGGUUUGCAACCAGCCUCUCCUCCACACUACUGCCACUACCGAACCCUUAGGCCUGCCGUCGCCUGUUUCCUCUCCAAAUACCAUGGCCAAACAAACAGCAAGAUCCUAUCCGGAUCCCUGACACGCCCAUAGGCCGCGGCGUAUCUCACCUCACUCCCACCCCGGUUCCAAUCAAUCUCGGGUCCCCUCGUCUCCCUCCUCUCUCCGCUGGACAAAGUGCUACUCCAGCUCUGAAGAGUCUGUAGUAUCAGUCGCGCGACCAAAUCAGAGCCGUUGUAACUGGUGGCUGUCGAAUGCAUUGCCGCUAUCAACCCCUCUCAUCAAUCCAAUGCUGCUGUCGCGCCGUCCGUCGUGUAAUUGUUGUUCGAAUCUGAUCGUCGGUUGCUCAUGAACAUCGACUACUUUAACACCCUUCGUCCCCGGUCCUUGACCACGAACUCCUCCAGAGUGCACGCGACACUCAAGGCUCCGCGACCAACGGCCGCACCAGACUCCACUAGGAUCUUGCCCCGAGACAUACCCCGGCCUGCACCACUCUCCACUUCACACGACCCUUAGCAUAUAAUCCUCGAGCCUCACUGCUCUUCCAAUCCCUCAUCCGGCGCAGGUCUCGUCAACUCGUCCUCGCGCACGUGUCCUCCUUCCUCCUUUCCCUUUCCUCAACUCUCUAAGAUGUCUGAGGGCAUCAAUAAUGAAAAGAUGGCCACAACGUCUGCCGGAUCCGCUGGGACUGAUACUCCGCCGCCAGAGGCUGUGGUCGGAGAAGAUGUCAAGCCUAGGGGUAAACCCUGGAUGUACAAGAGGUUGAAACUUGGGCCCAUUACCAUUCCCGCCUAUGCCAGUCCUCAAUUCCAGAUCGUCUUCGUUGCGCUGGUUUGCUUCCUGUGCCCCGGCAUGUUCAACGCAGUCAAUGGCCUCGGUGCCGCUGGGCAGGUCAGCGCCCACGAUAUCAACAAUGCCAAUACCGCACUUUACUCCAUGUUUGCCGGUGUCGGUUUCUUUGCAGGCAGCAUCGCCAACAGGCUGGGGCUCCGACUGACGCUGGCCCUGGGAGGCGUCGGAUAUUGUAUCUACAUUGCCUCGAUUUUGACAUACAACCACAACCAAAAUGCGGGCUUCCUGAUCUUUGCCGGGGCCCUGUUGGGUCUCUGUGCCGGCAUGCUCUGGUGCGCGCAGGGUGCCAUCAUGAUGGCAUACCCUCCGGAACGAUCAAAGGGUCGUUAUAUUGCCGUCUUCUGGAUGAUCUUCAACUUGGGCGCCGUUAUUGGCGGCUUGAUCCCCCUGGCCCAGAACAUCCAUUCCAAAGCCAAUUCGGUCAACGACGGAACCUACAUUGCUUUCAUUGUUUUGAUGGCAGUUGGCCUGAUCCUGGCAGGUUUCCUGUGCAACCCUCUCCUCGUCGAGCGAUCCGACGGCUCUCGGGUCAUCCUGAUGAAGCACCCAACCUGGAAGUCGGAACUGCUCGGUCUGGUCGAGACACUCACCUCGGACUGGUAUCUUUUGUUCCUGUUCCCCAUGUUCUUUGCCAGCAAUUGGUUCUACACCUACCACUUUCAGGACGUCAACCUGGCCAGGUUCACCAUUCGAACACGAGCACUCAACAGUGUCUUGUACUACUUGGCCCAGAUUGUCGGAGCCUGGGUUUUCGGGUUCGCUCUGGAUACGACGUACUUGCGACGCAGCACGCGUGCCAAGCUCGCAGUGGUGGCGCUGUUCGUGCUCACCUUUGUCAUCUGGGGCGGCGGCUAUGACUUCCAGAAGCAAUAUACUCGUGAGGAAGUCUCUGCCGAUGACUAUGUCAAGCUCGAUUGGACCUCUUCGGGCUAUGUGGGUCCCAUGUUCCUGUACAUGUUUUAUGGUUUCUACGAUUCGGUGUGGCAAACCACUGCUUACUGGCUUAUGGGCUCGUUGACAAACAACGGCCGGAAACUCGCCAACUUCACCGGCUUCUACAAGGGCAUCCAAUCCGCCGGUGGCGCCAUCUCUCCUGUUCUCGACUCGCACAAGGUGGCCUACAUGACCCAGUUUGCCAUCAACUGGGGUAUGCUGGCGGGUUCCCUGGUCGUCGCCGCUCCGGUCAUUUGGCUCAAGGUCAAAGAUACUACUGAUAUCGACGAAGACUUGAAGUUCAGCGACGAGACUCUGGUUGAUGUCGUCCCCGCCAGCGCCUUUGUCGGUCCUGAAGGUAUGAUGGGCGAGAAGAUCGAGGCAAAGGUCGUUCGCUAGAGUUUUGACACCGCAUCACCACAAUACCACAAUGGGGUGGGUGGAAGGCGUGACAUAUGCGAACUGAACUGCUUUUGUGUCUCUCUGUCUGUCUGCCUGUCUGCAUAUAAUCUUGAGUCUUUAGGUUUAGGGGCGUGUGUGAGCGUGCGAGCGUGUAAGCGUGGGGCUUGGCUUGGUAAAGGUAGCUGCCUACCUAGCUGUUUGUGCGACCUUGCACACUGACAUGGACUGGCAUCACCUGCUUAUGGCGACCUCAGUCCAUGCCGAUGCCGGCAGGGUGAUCAUAAAGUGUGUACAUCGAAUGCACCGAUGAGAGUUUCUUUCUUUUUCCAGCCCAAGUGCGAAUGCGGCGAUACCAGUACCAGUACUUUCCACAUUCGAGAAGCGUUGAGCGAUAGCGAUAGCAGCAGUGAUUGUGAUAGCGAUAGGAAUCAGCGGAUACCCCAAUACUCGGCUUUGUAUGACAGGUUCGGAUUGCAGUGACAGUCAACUUCACAUUGAGGUUCCUUUUCCUCUUUGUCUUUCCGUCUUGAUUGUCACAUGAAUACUUGCUACGAUACUUAUCUGCAGGAAGACUUACUGCUCGCACUUUGAAA